AUGGUCUGGAACGAUGGAUGUCCCGGUCGCGGCAAAUAUCCUUGGGGUGACAGGAGCAAUUUGCUGGUCUGUUCAGGUGAGAUGUUUCGUACAGAUCUAAAGCAUCGAGCUCAUGAGAAAACUUUCCUCCUUCAGCUGAUUCCACAAAUCAUCAUCAAUUACCGUCGGCAUGACACAACGGGCUUGCAGCCUACCAUGAUGCUACUAUGGGCCUGCGCCGGUAUCCCAUUAGGGGUAUACAACAUUGUGGAAAAUUUCAACAUUGCGUUACGAAUCCAGCCGCAGAUCUUGACCUGCUUGAGCCUACUCACCUGGAUCCAAUGCAAAUACUACAGCAACAAAUGGCCGCUGACCAAAUCCCUGGCUAUUGUAAUUCCCGUGGCAGCUAUCAUGGGUGGCAUUGAAUGCGGGUUGGUUUUUGCAUUGAGGAGAGCCAGAGAUGAUCAUGUGGAAUGGCCCAUCACCUUUAUGGCGAUUUUGUCCGCAUGUUUUCUUUCCGCCGGAGUGUUGAGGCAUUACUGGGAUAUUUACAAAGAGAGAACCGUCCGGGGCAUCUCGUUCAUAUUCGUGGCCAUUGACGCCAUGGGCGAUCUGACUUCGUUGAUUUCGAUAUUUUUCGAACCCGAGUUGGAUGUCUUGGGGAUGGUCAUCUACGGAUCAGAACUGGCUCUCUGGUUGGGCGUGUUUGCCUGCGGCGGAUACUUCAAUUUCCGGCCAUGGCUUCGGCGACGGAGAGAAAGGCGUCCAGGUUCUAAGCGAGAGCGCGACUCAAGAGAAGGGAGCCGUUACAGCCGUAGUCGUGAAAUCAACCUCAACAAUGCAUCAAGGUCAAGGCGAUCUUCAUCGUCGAGUUCUCGUACAGUGUUCCGGACUGCGUCAGCCAUCACAGGUGAGGGUAUAAGGGCAGGUCCUCAUGAAGCCGUGAGGCUGCGGCCAGUGACGGUGGAUGCCAUAUCCUGA
This is a messenger RNA of Rhinocladiella mackenziei CBS 650.93, 960 nucleotides long. RefSeq lists its product as uncharacterized. The coding region runs from base 1 to 960 and encodes 319 amino acids. The record is from RefSeq and is a predicted model, not a curated record. The transcript has 2 exons. Lineage: Eukaryota; Fungi; Ascomycota; Eurotiomycetes; Chaetothyriales; Herpotrichiellaceae.